Molecule: messenger RNA, 3596 nt
Organism: Megalobrama amblycephala (Wuchang bream)
Lineage: Eukaryota; Metazoa; Chordata; Actinopteri; Cypriniformes; Xenocyprididae
Gene: keap1b
Product: kelch-like ECH-associated protein 1b
Exons: 7
Coding region: 887-2668 (593 amino acids)
Molecular function (GO): protein binding
Source: RefSeq, a predicted model, not a curated record
CAUGCUGAGUUCACAUACUCGUUUCUCUGAAAACCAUUGCUACAGCCAGUUAUCUACUUUGAAAUGUGUGUUCCGUGUCGGAAUGUCUGUUUUUGUUUUGGUCUGUGCCGCUCGUUGCCAAUUUACCUAAUAGUAUUUCGCCACCCCGAGUUGCCAGUUGGCGGAAAACAUUCAGCGAAUUGCAGCCAUGGAAGCCAGUAAACAAACUGGGUCAGAGGUCGCAGAUUCUACUCAACCUAAAAAGCCUCAGCAUCCAUCUAAAAAUCUCUAUGAAUGGGAGCAUAUUAAAAUGCAAUAUCAACUCAUCAUAAAUCAAUACAUCAACUAAUCAACUUACAGUUUGACUUCCAGUCACCAGUGAUAACAGAUCAGCACCAUUAAACUCAUAAAAGGAGUCUGAAUGACACACAUGUGACAGGUUUCCCAUUGCACUGCAUUCAGACGGGUCUCAUUCUGACACAAAGACUGUAAGAUACUUCACAGUCAAGGGACAUCCGGCCCUCAGUUUCAGAUGCUGCCUUUAGACUCAUUUAUCUACACCUUAAAGUCGAACCUUCACAGAAAGACAGUUUCACUUCACAUGCUCUAGAAGUUUCUCUUCCACUUGAGGAACAGACACAAAUAUGUGAGCGACAGACCGGUUGGAUUCUUCUCAGCUAACAGGAGCUCUUCCUAGUUCAUAAAUUCCCCCGCCAAAUCAAACAGAUUACGUAUGAAAUGGAGAAGUGUGACAGACCCAAACCAUCAGGAGAUUAUAGACCUCUAUAACCACACGUUUCACCUGAGUGACCCGUAAGACUGUGUGAAACUUGUCUGUCUCCCAUUUGACGCCGUUCAACCUGCGCUGGCGAGCGAGGAUGCGAGUGCCGGGCCGCGGCCGGUGAGGAUGUACGCGGCGUCCGGGAUGACGGAGUGCAAGGCGGAGGUCACGCCGUCAGAGCGUAAUGGGCACCGCGUGUUCAGCUACACGCUGGAGAGCCACACGGCGGCCGCCUUCACCAUCAUGAACGAGCUGCGGCUGGAGCGGCAGCUGUGCGAUGUCACACUGAGGGUCAAAUACAACGAGCUAGAGGCCGUGGACUUCGUGGCUCAUAAGGUGGUUUUGGCAUCGUCGUCGCCGGUGUUUCGCGCCAUGUUCACCAAUGGGCUGAAGGAGUGUGGGAUGGAAGUGGUGCCCAUCGAGGGGAUUCACCCCAAGGUCAUGGGGCGGCUCAUUGAGUUCGCGUACACUGCGAGCAUCUCUGUUGGUGAGAAGUGUGUGAUUCACGUGAUGAACGGGGCCGUCAUGUACCAGAUCGACAGCGUGGUGAAGGCCUGUUGCGAUUUCCUCGUGCAGCAGCUCGACCCAAGCAACGCCAUCGGCAUCGCCAACUUUGCCGAGCAGAUCAGCUGCACAGAGCUUCAUCAGAAGGCCAGAGAAUACAUCUACAUGAACUUCAGUCAGGUGGCUACGCAGGAGGAGUUCUUCAACCUUACUCAGUGCGAGCUGGUGACGCUGAUCAGCCGCGAUGAGCUGAACGUGCGCUGUGAGUCCGAGGUGUUUCGUGCGUGCGUGGAGUGGGUUCAGUACGACCGCGAGAACCGCCGGCCAUUUGUGCAGGCGCUACUGCAGGCCAUCCGCUGCCACUCACUCACACCGAACUUCCUGCGGCGGCAGCUCGAGCACUUCGAGUGGGACGCUCAGAGUAAAGAUUACCUGUCCCAGAUCUUCCAGGAUCUCACGCUGCACAAGCCCACCAAAGUCAUUCCCUGCCGGACGCCCAAAGUCCCACAGCUCAUCUACACAGCCGGCGGAUAUUUCCGCCAGUCGCUCAGCUACCUGGAAGCAUUUAACCCCUGCACUGGUGCGUGGCUGCGAUUGGCCGAUCUGCAGACACCCCGCAGCGGGCUGGCAGCGUGCGUCAUCAGUGGUCUGCUGUACGCGGUGGGCGGGAGGAAUAACGCUCCGGACGGCAACAUGGACUCCAACACGCUGGACUGCUACAACCCGAUGAAUAACUGCUGGCUGCCCUGCGCGCCCAUGAGCGUCCCGCGCAACCGCAUUGGUGUGGGCGUCAUCGACGGCAUGAUCUACGCAGUGGGCGGCUCGCAUGGAUGCGUCCAUCACAACAGUGUGGAGAGAUAUGAUCCGGAGCGAGACUGCUGGCAGCUAGUGGCGCCUAUGCUGACGCGGCGUAUCGGUGUAGGUGUGGCCGUGAUCAACCGUCUGCUGUACGCAGUGGGCGGCUUCGAUGGGACUCACCGGCUGAGCUCUGCCGAAUGCUACAACCCCGAGAAAGAUGAAUGGAGGAGUGUGGCGUCCAUGAACACAGUCCGCAGCGGCGCAGGUGUGUGUGCGCUGGGGAACUACAUCUACGUGAUGGGCGGAUACGACGGGACGAAUCAGCUGAACACGGUGGAGCGAUACGAAGUGGAGACGGACAGCUGGAGUUUCACAUCAUCCAUGAGACACAGACGCAGCGCGCUGGGAGUGACGGCGCACCACGGGCGCAUUUAUGUCCUGGGUGGGUAUGAUGGGAACACGUUCCUGGACAGCGUGGAGUGUUUUGACCCUGAAACAGACACAUGGACUGAGGUCACCAACAUGACGUCCGGCCGCAGCGGGGUCGGAGUGGCCGUAACCAUGGAGCCGUGCCAAAAGGGCCUGAGCCCGUGUCAGAAACACUAGCGUCGCCUCCGUCUCUGCUCAUUAAAGAUCUGUCUCUCUUUCUCUCUCUCUCUGUCCUAGCCAGUGUCAUUAGCGCACAGUAAAUCUGUUGUUCUAGAUGAACUUCAGUGUCAGUGCACCAGGAGAUCUCUGAACAUCACGCACUUUGAGGCUCCUGCCUGUUUUGUUUGCAUUGCCAGUCGAGCAAAUGUGAAGGUUAAUCGUGCAGCAGCCUCUUCAAUUCAGUUGUGUGGAUGUCUACCUCCUUCCUGAGCCGAAUAAAGUGCCAUUACGCCACCACCACAGUAUGUCUGAGGGCUCGAACCGCUCACAGUGCCAGAGAUGCCCGUUUGCUCAAUAAUACGUCACCGAGGUUUGAGCUGUGUGAACAGAGAUGGCCAAAACAAAUCCUGACCUAACAGACACUUCAGUUGAAAAUCAGUUUCUGAUUAAGCUGUUCGAAUGAUUUUGUAUUCAGUAUGUACAAACAUACAAGAAAGUUUUUACUAAUGAAAUGAGAUGUGAAAUGUUUCCAGAUUUAUCUAACUGUAUUCCAGCCUACAAAGGCAUUAGAUGCCAAUGUUGUUUAUGCUCAAAUGAAAGCUGAUUUUCACAGGCUGAUAAAACAAUGUAUUUGUAAAAACCAAUUUAAGCUGCUUUUCCAGGGAUUUUGUACAUUGGUAUAUUGCAUGAAGUCUUGUUUUUUUUUCUUUCUUUCUUUUAUUUAUUUGAAAUAUUGUCCCUUUGCUAUAUUGGUUGAUGCUGGCUUCUCAAUGGACUGAACUGGGGCUCAUUUUUACAAAUUAAUUUUUUGUUUGAAAAGGGAUGCUUUUUCCUUUGAAUCACUCAAAAUUAAAUAUAAAGGAUUAUUUAAAGUCUGCUUUGUAAAUUUUACAGCAUUGAAUACCUUGUACAAAACAUUGUAUAUUAAAAGCAUAUGAUUCUUGCA